AGCGGCCGCACAAAGCUGCGUGGACCCCGAUGUGAGCGGAUCUCCGUGGGGUCCCAGAUCCUCCCGUGGACUGGAUGCUUUUCCUCUCUGAGGAUUUUUAGUCACGCGGAUCAGAUGAGCUGAAACCGGUGGCCAAGAGGGACGGCCGGAGGACAAAUGGACGAAGAGCAGAGAGAGAGUAGAUGAGAAAGUAGAAAGAGGGGCGCCGCUUUCACUGCAGGGUUUGAAGAGGAAGAACCUGAAGGCGCUGUGAUGACAGCGAUCCUAACCACCUCGUUCUGAAGUUGAUGCUGGAAGCGUUUUCCCUGGAGCCAUCCGUUCCUGCGCCAUGGAGAAGACAUACUCACUAACCGCCCACUACGACGAGUUCCAGGAAAUAAAGUACGGCGGUCGCUACAGCAGUGACAUCCUCAGCAACGGCAUGACCCUCCACCUGGGGGGCAGUUUGGACCGCCACAUGGGGCGAGGAAGAGGAGGGACCUGGUCUAAUGGGCGCAGCAAAGAUCAGAGCGGCGGCAGCAGCAGCGGGGGCCUUCCUCGCUGGAGCAGGAGGGAGAUCUGCCUCCUGUCAGCCUUGGUCUUUGCUGCAGGGAUGUGCGUCAUCCUGGGGAGCAUGUUGGCCCUCAAGUACAUUUCACUGGAUGCCCAGCAGGACCCGCUGUGCCGACAGGACUGCCAACGCAAACGCUCCCUCCUGCGGGCGGCGCGCUUUGUCCAGGCCAAUAUCGACCCCACCAUCCAGCCCUGCCAGGACUUCUACUCCUUCGCCUGCGGCGGCUGGCUGAGGCGCCACGGCAUCCCAGAGGACAAGCUCAGCUACGGCAUCAUCACCGCGAUCGGAGAGCAUAACGAGGAGAAGCUACAGCGCCUCCUGCUGGAGCCAAUUCAGAGACGGGGGCCGGAAUCCGCAGAACGCAAGGUGAAGGAGUUCUACCGCUCCUGCAUCAGCAUCCAGGAGAUCGAUAAGCUGGGGUCGGAGCCCAUGACGGAGGUGCUGGACAGCUGUGGAGGAUGGGACCUGGCUGGAGCUCCUCCGGGCGCCGCCGGGUGGGAGAGGGAGGGCGCCCCCCAGAGGCCAGACUUCAACGAGCUGCUCUACAGGACGCAGGGGGUUUACAGCACCGCCGUCUUCUUCUCGCUGACGGUCAACGUGGACGAUAAGAACUCGUCCAGGAACGCCAUCAGGAUUGAUCAGGAGGGACUGACCCUGCCGGAGAGAAGCCUGUACCUGGGCCAGGAUGAGGACAGCGUCAAGAUCUUGGCGGCAUACAAGGCCCUGAUGGAGCGCCUGCUGAGCAUGCUGGGCGCUCACAACGCCACGCAGAAGUCCAAGGAGAUUAUCGAGCUGGAGACCCAACUGGCCAAUAUCACUGUGUCCGAGUACGAUGACCAAAGAAAAGACAUCAGCACCAUGUAUAACCGCAUCACCCUCAGGCAGCUGCAGCGCAUCGCACCUAGCCUUCACUGGAAGCGCUUGCUGGACCGGAUUUUCCAUGACAACUUUUCAGAGGAUGAAGAGAUCGUGGUUCUGGCCACCGAUUACAUACAGAAAGUCUCUGACAUCAUCAAGAACACUUCGAAGAGAGUCCUUCAUAACUACAUGCUGUGGCGCAUCGUGGCGGCGCUCAGCGAGCACCUGUCCACUGCCUUCAGGAGCACCAUCCAUGAGUUUUCCAGGGAGAUCGACGGCACCGAGCAGCAGCUGGAGCUGGGCCGCCUCUGCCUCACGCAGGCCAACAAGCACUUCGGCAUGGCGUUGGGGGCGCUGUUCGUCCAGAAGCACUUCUCCUCACAGAGCAAGGCUAAGGUACAGGAGCUGGUAGAGGACAUUAAACACUCUCUGGACCUUCGGCUGCAGGAACUUGACUGGAUGGACGACGCCACCAAGGAGGCGGCCAGAGCAAAGCUCAAGCACAUGAUGGUGAUGACCGGAUACCCAGACUUCCUGCUCAAACCUGAGCUCAUUGAUCAGGAGUAUGGGUUCGAUGUGAGCGAGAAAACCUACUUCAAGAAUAUCCUGAACAGCAUAAAAUUCAACAUCAAGCUGUCCAUCAAGAAAAUACAUGAAGAAGUGGACAAGACAGCGUGGCUUCUCCCCCCGCAGGCUCUUAAUGCCUACUACCUCCCCAACAAGAACCAGAUGGUCUUUCCUGCCGGCAUCCUGCAGCCCACCCUCUACAACCCCGAGUUUCCUCAGUCUCUGAACUAUGGAGGAAUCGGAGCUAUAAUCGGACAUGAGCUGACCCACGGCUACGAUGACUGGGUGAUGCAAUGGUUCAUGUCCCCAGGGGGCCAGUACGACCGCCAUGGCAACCUCAAACAAUGGUGGACUCAGGAGUCCUACAGGAAGUUCCAGAGGAAGGCGGAAUGCAUCGUCAAGCUCUACGAUAACUUCACGGUAUAUAACCAGAAGGUGAACGGCCGCCUCACAUUAGGGGAGAACAUCGCUGACAUGGGAGGACUCAAGCUUUCCUACUAUGCAUAUCAGAAAUGGGUGCGAGAACACGGUCCGGAGCGGCCCCUCCCUGGCCUGAAAUACACCCACGAACAGCUGCUCUUCAUCGCCUUCGCUCAGAACUGGUGCAUGAAGAGAAGAUCUCAGUCCAUCUACCUGCAGCUGCUCACCGACAAACACGCUCCAGAGCACUACAGGGUGCUCGGCAGCGUCUCCCAGUUCGAUGAGUUUUCCCGUGUUUUCCACUGUCCCAGAGGUUCUCCGAUGAACCCGGUGGAGAAAUGCUCCGUCUGGUGACCUGCUGGAUUUUAACCUGUUCCUUCAUCAUCAUCAUCAUCAUGCGCCACCAAAGCUCAGAGCGCCGCCGUCACGCCGAGCGCGGCUCAUGCUGCGUCACGCCGAGCGCGGCUCAUGCUGCUCUUACUUGUGUACAUAAAUCAUUAUAAAUAUUUUUAUAGGUUUGAAUUUAUUUUGAAAUCAGCUAUUUUUCUAUGUAGCAGAUAAACAUCAUAUAGAUUUAUUUCUUAUCACGUGUUCAUGUUCUAUUGUUUGUUUAUUUUGUAUAGAGAAAAGACCACUCUAAAGCCAAUCUGGAUUUUAAACAUCUAUGUUCCAGUGAAACCAGUAGGAAGGCUUUGCAGGUUUCAGCUCUACCAUAGAGCUCCAGCUGGUUAAUGAUGGGCGGCGCCGGCUGCUCAGCGAUGGCUGAGGAGGAGGAGAGGACUGCGUUAGCUUUGGAGAGGCUAAUGCUAGGCGUGAUCGACUCACUGAUCUCUAUUAUUCACUGGAUCGCUGAUUGGCUGUUAGUAGCGCAUGGUGCUGUGAAUUCACUAGCCGCCAUAUUGGUACUCCCUAGUUAGACGGGUAUGAAUGUAAACAAUCUGCAGCAUCGAACAACCAGGAUGUUCUCAUUUUCAGGGAGACUUAAGACUUUUAAAAUAAAGAUAAAUUCAUCACUUUGACACAGACUGGCUGCUUUAUAGCUUCAGUAGAUUAACUUUAACUUAAAAUAAAAUAAAUCCACAUCAAACUGCAGAGUCAUUAUGAAAGUCUGUGAAUCAUGUAAUUUAACAUAAUAUACAAAUUCAUCACAAUAAAAUCAAUGUGAUAAUGGAGCAGAAUAACACUGCAGUCACAUAUUAUGAAUAUUACACACACACACACACACACACACACACACACAGUCUAAUGAUGAUCCAAAAGUGCUAAAUUGAUGAUUUAUAUGUAAUAUACAUGAAUUGAUUUCAUUUUUAUAGUAAAGAAUUCAACUUUCAGUUGUCCUUCCACUGUCAGCCGUACAGAGCAACGAAAUUCCCUCUCUGCAUUUAACCCCUCCCCUCGGGGAGCAGAGUGGGGUUAAGGGUCUUGCUCAGGGACCCAGAGUGGCAGUCUGUGGGAGUUGAACUCAGAACCUCAGGAUCCAAAGCCCUAACCACUAGACCGCCACUCACCCAUUAUGGUAAUUAGAUCACAUUACAGGCAUUUUUAUGGCGCGACUCUGUGAAAGUGGGGAGUACCAAGAUGGCGACAGGCCAUUCGUUUUUUUCAGUCUAUCAGCAAU
Messenger RNA from Cyprinodon variegatus (sheepshead minnow), 4016 nucleotides. It is a transcript of the gene ecel1, whose product is annotated as endothelin converting enzyme-like 1. Lineage: Eukaryota; Metazoa; Chordata; Actinopteri; Cyprinodontiformes; Cyprinodontidae. Gene Ontology annotation, biological process: protein processing. The coding region runs from base 329 to 2752 and encodes 807 amino acids. Gene Ontology annotation, molecular function: metalloendopeptidase activity. The transcript has 18 exons. The record is from RefSeq and is a predicted model, not a curated record. Gene Ontology annotation, cellular component: plasma membrane.